Messenger RNA from Aspergillus ruber CBS 135680, 2450 nucleotides. RefSeq lists its product as uncharacterized. Bases 450 to 2090 code for a protein of 546 amino acids. The record is from RefSeq and is a predicted model, not a curated record. The transcript has a single exon. Lineage: Eukaryota; Fungi; Ascomycota; Eurotiomycetes; Eurotiales; Aspergillaceae.
GCUUUUCGUUUUUCUUUGUCGAGAGUGUCUGUUAUGCAUGUCUUUUGGCUUUAGUAUCUUUUAGUUCUUCCUCCUUCUUUGAUUGCAAUUUUUAUUUAUCGUUUCUUUGUUCUACCCUCGUUUUCCUUUUUUCGUCUCAAUUUCUUUCCUAAACAUGCACUCAGCCGUGCAGUUAUCUUUGUCCCGGCUGGAUCUGGCGCUUUGAAGAACUGCCCCAAACGGUGCCAGAAACCAUCUCACGCAAGGUUUGUGUCUCUCUUUCUGUGUGCCCAAAGCUUUGAAGGGAGGGAAGGGUGUAAGCCGUUUUUGUAUAUAUACAAACCCGCUCCUUUUCAUUCUUUGAACCAUCGUUCUCCGUUCGUCCGUCUUUCGCCAGUGUCGGAUACAUACAGUGUAUACUCUAAACGGUCCGGUACCGACACUAAUCCUACCCCUCCAGUAAAGAAGAAAUGCUCGCAGUACCCUGCACCCACACCCAUGCCAGCAGACCAGCACCACCGGUGAAACCAUCCCAAUCGCUCGAAGGCCUAGAACAAGUCAUUCCACCCACGUCACCGUUAGUACUUUCUUCACCGUUAUCUCUCACCGGCCGGCCCUACUACCUCCAGCUCGACAAGCCGCUACCUGAGAAGCCGCUCCCCAACACACCACCCUCUAUGGGUCACGCGGGUUCAAUGGCGUCGAGCAACAGCAACGAGACCAGUACGCUGGAUAGCAGGUCGCGGUACUCGGGGCGGGAGUCGUCGCGGUAUUCGUCAGAUAGUUGUCCGAUUUUUGUUCGGACGGGGAGUGAAUAUGGUGGUGAGAGGCCGUAUUCGGGUGUCAGUGGGGAUGUUGGGAAGGGAGAGUUAUUAUCGCCGACUGUUCCUACCCCGCUUGUGACAAGACAUAGUCCGGAUCCGCUGGAGGCGUUUCCGGGCAGUGAUAACGAGGAGAGUGAUGUGUUGGGGGAUCUGGAGGAUCUAGAGGCAUGGAAUGACGAUGACGAUUAUAACGACCAUCAUCUUGAUGCGCGGUGGUCUCAAAUCCGGCAUACCGCCACAGACUUCACGCAAGCUCGCAAUGAUAACAGCCACUACUUCCGCGAGAAGAAGUGGGAUUUCUUCCCUGAAUUGGCCCCUGUGGCGGGCAUGUCGAAGAGGCCCUGUCGUCAGGCAUCUGCUGUGCAAGCCAAGAAGCGGAAUACAUCUGCGUUUGACUUUCGGCAGACGCGCACAAACACGUUAACGGGGGCACCGGCGCUGGCGACCAAUGUCCGUGACUCGAUUCGGUCUGCUGUGCAGAAGACGCUGAAGUCGUCGCUGGAGAAGGAGAAGGAGAAGCGGAGACGGCAGCCUCGGCCUUCGACGGCGAAGAGAGCGGCUGCUGCUAGUAUGAGCGAUUUCUCGGAUAGCACGACUAGCAUCAAGAGCAUCAAGAGCAAGAGCAGGAGUAAGAGCAAGCAAAAGUCCGAGCGCAGCGACUACCUAUACGCCAUUCAAAAGUCACAGCCGCCCUGCGAGAAAAAUAUCUCCAUCGUCACCCGGAUCAGAUCGCUAUCCAUGUCCACCGGAUCCAGCAGUGCCACGGAUAGCCCACGGUCCACACCCCCACAUCACGGCCCGGCAUACCCAAAGCAACUCGCUGUGCCCUUAUCGCCAUAUCAAAAAUUUGGCGCUGCCAUCUUCGACAAACCAUCCACCCCAAGCAUAUUCGCAAAAACAAGCACGCAGCCCCACAAUCACAACCGUUUCUACCAAACUCAACCCCGAACCCGCCGUUGGUCUCUCUCAACCCCCACAGCAUCAUACACAAGCACAAGUACAGCCUCGUACAUAACCAACAACAGCUCAACCCUCAAUCUCACUGCAACAAAGUCCUAUCCCAAACUACCCACCUCGCCACCGUUGCGGUCACAGCUGCAGCGCGGGACGAAGGCGCUGCAUGACGGGACGAGUUAUAUGCGGGAUGCGCUGGGUGGAGCGAAGAGGAGGGUUGUUGAUGCGCGGAUGCAUCGGAGGAGGGCACAGCUGAAGGCGCAAAUAAGGCUAAUUGGGCCGGUGAAUCCGUAUACGACGUAUGGGAGGGUUGAUCCUUGGGAUUAUGUAUGAUGUGGUGGGUCUUCUCUCUGCGUUUUUUUGUCUGUUAUUGGCGUUGUAUACAAGUAGACUUGUUUUUGUUUUAUUGCAGGGGUAUUAGGUGUUAGGAUUAUGGUUAUCAAUGAGGUUAUGGCUAUAGAUUGAUUGGUUAUUUCUGUGAAGUAUUUAGAUUAUCGAUAUAUCUACCGGUAAUUCGUGCAGCGUGGCGUACUACAGUAGAAUCCCUUGCGUACUGGAGUUACGACUCGCGGGUCCAGCAGAGGUGCAGUCGAUGUGAGCUGGCAUGAUUCAGUUAUUCAGGUCUGGACCACGGGCUAUAGCACAGUGUUCGAUGCUCGUGUACUGUACUGAAUUAUGCAUUCUAAGUAGUAU